Entrophospora candida is the source of this 538-nucleotide messenger RNA. The record is from the annotation of a GenBank genome assembly. Lineage: Eukaryota; Fungi; Glomeromycota; Glomeromycetes; Entrophosporales; Entrophosporaceae.
AAUCAACGGCAUAACAAUUAUAACUAUGAUUGACAAAUUUGAAAUAAGGCUCGAUAAUCUAUUGAGAGUAUCAGAAAAAAAUGCAAAAACCAUUGAAACCCAAACAAAGUUAAUACAUGAGUUAAUCAUGAAGCUUUCUCCAUCACCAUUAAACCAAAUUAUUUAUAUGUCAAAAGAAGUUCAAUUAAAUAAUAGAGAAAACUGGUUGCGGCCAGUUCUACCUUGUUUCAUUAAUCCCUGUAAGGCUUGUGGUUAUUAUGGACAUAUUCAGAAGACAUGUAAAAAUAUACUUCCAACAUAUCAGUCAGCUUGUACAAAAUGUUGGUCCAAUGGUCAUAAUAAAGACAGAUGUUUAAACAAUAAACGUGAGACUCCAUUCCGCUCAGAAUAUUUACCACCAGAUAAAAUAAUAGAAAAAUAUAUGGGCUAUAAUAUAUUCAUAGAUGAAAUUGUAGAGAAUUCAGAACAAUCUACAGGUGGAACAACAUACAGUAAAGGAGCAUUCUCUUCCGACAAAGAAAACAAUGAAUAUCAUAUU